AUGGAGAGCUUAACGUUGAACGAGGGACACUCCUUCCGGCGAUACCAGGAUCGACCCCAAUCGAAGGACCAGCGCCAUCGCCCUUCUCGUCUGCCAACUCCCGACACUUCUCGAAGCAGCAACGACAGUCAGAGCCCACCCGAGAGUGGCUCACUUGACUUUCCAACUGUCACGAAGUUUGGACUCGCAGGAUUGCCUGACGGCGUUGGUCAACAAAGGCGAGACAGUCGGUAUUCUGCCGGCCAAUAUUCACCACCUUACCGACCAGACGACAUGCAAAGACCUUCUUUGCCUCCAAUCAAGACGGUCCUCGGCGACAACAUAGCAAGUCCACCGACGACGCCUAGCCCACAUGGAACGCCCAUGCAACCGUCUCCGCAUGAGCCAUUGUACACCGCACUGGCUUACAAGCCUUCGUCUCUCUACCCGAACAAGAAGCAACGGACAGAGCCCUUUCCAAGUCUGGGACCACAAUAUGCAACCGCGAACAGGUCCGGCUCUCACUUCGCACCGUCCGCGACGCUCGAGCCACAACCUACCGGAUCGUCCAUGGGGCCGAACAUGCAAUUCCCACCUAUCUCGCAAAUUAACACUGUCGACUCGCGUCGAGCAUCCUCCUCGCACAACAGUCCGCCUUGGUCAUCACACUAUCCCCCUAGCAAGGUCGCUGCAGCGAGUCAUUAUCAGACACCGGCUCCAACACCUACAUCGGCUGUGAUGGAGCCAUUUCCCAGGAUGACCACAUUGCCCGCUCCCGCCGCACAAGACCCCUUUGCAAGAGAAAUGCGUGAGAGCUUCUCGUACAAUGGCGACCGUUCAGGUCCACGGAGGCCCGCCAGCGCCUAUAAUACAUACACUGCGCGACCGUAUGAGCGCGAGCCGCUACGUCAAUCACCUUACCACCCUCAGGGUGUACGAUACUCUCUGCCAGUUCGUGGCUCAUUCGCGGACAAUCGCGACAGCAUCCGUUAUGGACGAACAGACGAGCAACAGCCUCGAUCAUUCGGCCAGACUACCUACCAGGGGAACGUUCCUUCAUACUUCAUGCCCAGUCAGUACGAGUACCAGCACGGGAAAGCACGCAAGCGAAGCAAUUUGCCCAAACAAUCCACUGAGAUCAUGAAGACGUGGUUCGAUCAGGCCGACGAUACAUCCUACGAGGCACUCACUAACAUCGAGCAGGCUACAGGCAUUAAUUUGACUCAAGUCAGCAACUGGUUCAUCAACCACAGGAGGAGAUGUCCAGAGCUCCGCGACAAGCGGGAAAGAGUUCGCGGAGGAAGCCGCGACUGCGACAUGUGA
Molecule: messenger RNA, 1302 nt
Organism: Zymoseptoria tritici IPO323
Lineage: Eukaryota; Fungi; Ascomycota; Dothideomycetes; Mycosphaerellales; Mycosphaerellaceae
Exons: 3
Coding region: 1-1302 (433 amino acids)
Biological process (GO): regulation of DNA-templated transcription
Molecular function (GO): DNA binding
Source: RefSeq, a predicted model, not a curated record